AUGUCUCAUAAUAUUUUCAUGGAACUUGCUCCUUAUGGUUCUCUUGGUGAAUUAAUUAGAAAGGGAGGAGCACUAUUCGAGGCUACCGUUAGAAUUUACACACAUAUGCUCCUGAAAGGACUUCAUUGUAUUCAUGAAAAAGGAGUGGUUCAUUGUGAUUUAAAACCAUACAACAUUCUUAUGUUUCCAACAUGGAAGAGUCAAACAUGGAAUCAAGUGAAGAUUGCUGAUUUUGGGUUGGCCAAGACUAGAGAAGAGGCAGAUGCUGAGUUAGGACUUAGAAAGCUGAAAUUUAGAGGAACAGCUUGUUACAUGUCACCAGAAUCAGUUAUUGGUGUGAUUGGAACUGCAUUGGAUAUAUGGUCUCUAGGGUGCAUUGUAAUUGAAAUGAUGACUGGAUUGGAUGCAUGGAACAACAUUGAAAGCCGAAAGGAUCUAAUGUUGAAGCUUGCAUUACACAGAGAAGCACCACCAAUACCUGAGGGAAUGAGUUGGGUCUGUAAAGAUUUUUUGAGCAAGUGUUUUGUCAAGAAUCCGACACGCAGAUCCACUGCCGCAAUGCUUCUCAACCACCCUUUUAUUAAUUCUUCAUAUGACAAUAACAUGCAGACCAGCCACACAGAUUAUCAAACCCCUUCUCAAUCUGUCACUAAUUCAUCUUUAUUUUCAUAUGAUCUUUUUGAUUACCUACCACGUUACUAA
Molecule: messenger RNA, 702 nt
Organism: Cajanus cajan (pigeon pea)
Lineage: Eukaryota; Viridiplantae; Streptophyta; Magnoliopsida; Fabales; Fabaceae
Product: mitogen-activated protein kinase kinase kinase 20
Biological process (GO): signal transduction; protein phosphorylation
Molecular function (GO): ATP binding; protein kinase activity
Source: RefSeq, a predicted model, not a curated record